UCUAGCUGCAAAUGGGCUACCACUCCACCGGCGCUAGCGGCGGCGGCGGCGUCGGCGUCGGAGGUGGAGAAGAACUUCGACGGUGGCCGACAGGCCGAGCGAAGGCAAUGAAGCUGCGGAGGUUUGUGCUCGCGGCGCGGGGGAUACGUCGGAGGCACGGACGGUGCCGGCGAAUGAGAUGGAGCCCGGAGGAGCCGCGCGGCGUGCGACUGCGGAGGCAGCGGCGCCGGCGAGCAAUCGAUUCCAUCUCGCAGCCGCCGGCGGGGAUGAGCAGAGACAGGAAGAAGAAACAGCUACCACGAAGCCGGCAGUCCAGGAAUCACCUGAGCAAGAGAAACAGCGAGCAUCCAGAGCUUCAGACAACCAUGGCCGACGGCCACCAAUGGAAGAUUGUCAAGAUACCACCGAUUGUGCAGGAGCUCGCCGGCGAGGUGCAUGAGCCGCCGAGCCAGUACGUGGUCCGCGAGCAAGACCGCCCCUCCGUCGCCGCCGUCUCCGGCAUGCCUGAGCCUGUCCCCAUCGUCGACCUCAGCCGCCUGUCCGCCUCCGACGACGAGGACCGCGCCGGCGAGCUCGCCAGGCUGCGCUCCGCCGUGGAGGACUGGGGCCUCUUCCUGGCUGUUGGACAUGGCAUUGAUCCGAGCUUUCUUGGCGAGGUGAUCAAUGUGACGAGAGGAUUCUACGAGCUCCCGCUGGAGGAGAAGCAGAAGUACUCCAACCUGGUGAACGGCAAGGAGUUCAGGAUCGAAGGCUACGGCGACGACAUGGUCGUGUCAGAGGAACAGAUCUUGGACUGGUGCGACAGGUUCUACCUCAUCGUCGAGCCCGAGUCCCGGAUAGCCCACAGCCUCUGGCCAACGCAGCCUCCUUCGUUCAGAGAUGUUGUGCGCGAGCACACUGUCAGGUGCAGGGAGAUCGCCGGCCUGGUGCUCGCCAAGAUGGCCGGCCUGCUGGGGUUGCAGGAGGGGUACUUCGCCGGCAUGCUGGACGAGAACGCCAUGACCUACGCGAGGUUCAAUUACUACCCUCGCUGCCCGAGGCCGGAGCAGGUGCUGGGCCUGAAGCCGCACUCGGAUGCGUCGGUGAUCACCGUCGCCUCCAUGGACGACAGCGUCAGUGGGCUUCAGGUGCUCAGGCAGGGCGUCUGGUACGACGUGCCCAUCGUCCCCAACGCGCUCCUUAUCAACGUCGGGGAUGGAAUUGAGAUAAUGAGCAACGGGGCGUUCAAGAGCCCGGUGCACAGGGUGGUGACGAACGCCGAGAGGGACCGGGUGUCGCUGGCGAUGUUCUACACGCUGGACCCGGAGAAGGAGCUGGAGCCGGCGCCGGAGCUGGUCGACGACGAGCGGCGGCCAAGGCGGUACGCCAAGACGAAGACCAAGGACUAUGUCACCGGUCUCUUCGAGACGUUUGCGAGAGGGACGCGAGUCAUCGACACUGUCAGGAUAUCUGAAUGAGACCUUUUCGUCGUAUGGAAAUAAUCAUCGUGGGUCCGUGUGGUUUCAGCUUUGCUUCAAUAAAAAUUAUUAUACUUGUUUCAUAUUAUAAGAUAUUUUGGUAUUAUUUAAUUUAUAUGUAGGCUAAUGAAU
This is a messenger RNA of Oryza brachyantha (malo sina), 1589 nucleotides long. Its product is annotated as protein SRG1-like. The record is from RefSeq and is a predicted model, not a curated record. The transcript is spliced from 5 exons. Lineage: Eukaryota; Viridiplantae; Streptophyta; Magnoliopsida; Poales; Poaceae. Bases 12 to 1457 code for a protein of 481 amino acids.